Messenger RNA from Dioszegia hungarica, 1791 nucleotides. RefSeq names its product putative UV-damage endonuclease. Gene Ontology annotation, cellular component: nucleus; mitochondrion. Gene Ontology annotation, biological process: nucleotide-excision repair; mitochondrial DNA repair; response to UV. The record is from RefSeq and is a predicted model, not a curated record. Gene Ontology annotation, molecular function: endonuclease activity. The coding region runs from base 1 to 1791 and encodes 596 amino acids. The transcript has 9 exons. NCBI's taxonomy places the organism in Eukaryota, Fungi, Basidiomycota, Tremellomycetes, Tremellales, Bulleribasidiaceae.
AUGGCAAGAAAACAGCCGGGCGCUGCAGCACCCAAACGAGGCGCUAAGCGUACUUCAACAACAGCGGCAGCAGCGGCGGCCAAGGGGGAUGACGCUGACGACCUCACUCCGCCGCCGGUCCAGAGCGAGGUGGAGUCGGUAGUCGACACAGCGGUCAAGAGCGUCUUGGCGCGUCGGAGGCGGGCAGUGAAGAAGCCGACGUACGUCGAAGAGGCCGAAGGAGAUGAUGGUGAAGAUGAGCCCAUGGUUGAGGCAGGGGAGACAAAGCCGAAAGCCACCAGAGGGCGGAAGAGGGCGGCAGUAUCCCCCGAAGCAGACCUCAGUGCGCCCGAGUCGGACGGAAGCGACCUGACUGCCGAGCCUGCAUCAGCGCCAAAACCUACGCCCAAGAAGAAGACACCGAGGAAGAAGGUCAAGGUGGACCCGGACGCGGAGGCUGAGGACGGGGAUGCCGAUGGGGCGGCUACACCAGCCAAGAAAGCACGCACACCCAAGAAGCCCACGCCGAAGAAGUCGAGGAUGGCGGCGAAGGAUGAGCCGGAGUUUGAUGAGGACGGGAAUGAGAUUGUCAAGAAGAAGAGGAAGGUCAAGGUGGUGCCAAAGUUGAUUUAUGAUAUCCCGGCUGUGGAGCGGUUGGAGACUACUUUCAAGGAGCUUACCCAGCAGUGGAACGAGCAAAACAAAAUCCGGUUCAUGCGCCUCUCCUCCGAAAUGUUCCCAUUCGCGUCUCACGCGGAGUAUGGGUACGACCUCGAGUUUGCGGAUAAGGAGCUCAAGGAGGCGGGGGCGUUGGCGCGGAAGUAUGGGCAUCGACUUACGGCGCAUCCGGGACAGUUUACUCAGCUUGGAUCGCCCAAGCCAGGAGUCGUUACGGCGAGCGUAAGGGAGCUGGACUAUCAGUGUGAGAUGAUGGAUCGGAUGGGGCUCGACCAGGAUGGUGUGAUGAUUAUCCACAUGGGCGGGAUUUACGGCGAUAAGGAAUCGACGCUCGCGCGGUUCAAAGAGAACUAUACUACGAGGUUGAGCGAUGCUGUCAAGAAGCGGCUCGUGUUGGAAAACGAUGAAAUCUGCUAUAAUGUUGACGAUAUCAUGCCUGUCUGUAAUGAGCUUGAAAUACCUAUAAUCUUUGACUAUCACCACGACUGGAUCUACCCCUCCUCUCGCCCCCCAUCCGUCCUCAUCCCGCUCAUCGCCGAAACCUGGGCCAAGCGGGGUAUUCGCAUGAAACAGCAUCUGUCCGAGCCCCGCCCAGGAGCGGUGAGCGUCAUGGAGCGCCGAGCGCACUCGGAUCGGUGUGCCCGCUUGCCGCCUGAUUUGCCGGAUGAUGUGGACUUGAUGAUUGAGGCGAAAGAUAAGGAGCAGGCGGUGUUCGAGUUGUACAGGAUAUAUGGGAUCGAAGAUGUCAUUUGGGACAAUCUGCGUCCGCCAGACCCUGCUCCAAGCAUGCACACCAAGGGCCGUAAGAGCAGUCUCAAAAAGAAAGUAAAGGAGACUGGGGAUGUAGAUGAGGAUGGGAACCCUAUAGAAUUGGACGAUGUGGAGAAAGAAGGAGAUGGUGGGAUAGGGGAUGAAGGCGUCAAGGAGCCGAGGUUGGUCAAGGUCGAUAAUGAGGAGUUGAGGAAGGUGGAGGAGGAAGUCAAGCAGGAGCAGGGGGUCAAGCUGGAGGAAGCGGAAGAGGCAGAGGAGGGGGUGGAAGAGACCGAAGUCAAGGAGGAGAGUGGAUCGAAGCGGGGAGGAAAGGCUGGGAGUAAGCCGAGGGGGAGGCCAAAGGGGAGGGGGAGGGGGAAGUGA